GGUGUCCUAUUUUAACUGUUAUGGCGGUGAGUAGAAGAUUUAGUUGACCUGAGAAUUCUUGAGAACUACUAGUGGACGAAAGCCUCUACAAUUUCAUUACUAAAAAAAAGCAUUCUGCUAAAUAAACUAACUUUGGGCAAUUUUCAAUGUUUCUUGUUGAUUAAGGCAAUGUCAAAAAGAAGACGUAAAAUUUUUUUGGAUUAAUUAAAUACUUCUUGUUUAUUGCAUUAUUAAUGAAGCAAAAAUUAGGAGGGAAAAAAAUCAGUUAAAGACAUGAAAUUUAAACACGAAAUUUGGAAAGGCGUUAAAAUGUUCUGGUCCCUACGAAAAUGUAAAUCUAAUAAAAAUACAUAAAAAUUCAUAAAUUAAAACAUACUGUUUUAUUUAUUUUAUUUAAAACAAUUUUUCUUGUUGUCUAAUAAAUUAUUGAACUGUUAUACAAACUCCUUUUUUUGGUCUGGAAAUAUCAAAAAAGUUCAUUCACGCCUCCAUAUAAAUUCGAUAUAAAAGAAGGAAACAAGAAGAAUCACAAUUUGAAAUAGUAUAGAGCGACAGGUGGAAAUAUUUUACACGCUUUUGAAAAAAAAUAUUUUAACAUUACCAUUAUUGAGUAGUUUUAAAAAAAGAAGAAAGCCAGUGAUGCGUAAAAUGUUAAAGUAUUUACUUUCGAUUGAUUCAUAAGCAUUUAUUGACGCAGCCCUACUGUUUAAUAACACUGUUUUAACAACACUGUUUCGUAAACUUGCAGUGUCUACAGAUUGAUAUCCACACUCCUUCACAACAAGUUCAAAUAUUGGUCGCAAAACCCGGAACAAUUCAAGAAGAUUCGCCCGCCACUCGCAACCACCAUUUUGGCUAAUUGACUGACAGAAAGAUAGAUGGCUAUCACUAAGUUCACUUUAUUGAUUUCCGCCGGCGAAGGCGGAAUCUUUAAUAUCGCCUGGGAAGAUAGAGAGAUAGAUAGAUAGAGACAGCCCAGAGCCUGGACGCCUAAAACUUGUCCGGGCUAAAGCUUAAAUCCUUGUUUUGACAGAUUCUUUUCUGAGAACGAGGCUAAAUUCAGUUUUAAAGACAAUUAAUUCUGAUAUAUAUCACAACCAAAUCUCGGUAUAGGUUACGGGAAAUAGCAAAGCAUGGUUUUCCUUUGUUACGUUGUGUCAUUCGUAAAGAGUGAGCCAAUGACAUAAAUUUUUAGGAUUACGUACAGGGCACUUUGGUUACACUAAUAAGCGCAAGAAAUGAACACAUAAAAUUUGGUACUUAUUACAAAAAUACCAAUGGGUUUGUUUACAAAGAAAACAGCCUCGAUGUUGUUUGAUGUUGUUCUUACAGAAUAUUCUCAGAAAUAAUAGACCAAAAGAAAUUACAUCACAGUUUCUUGUCCACCGCCUACGUGUGUUUGAGAACAACCCACACAAAAAAAUUGUGUGCUGGGAGUGAGUGAUGUAAUCUUUCAAUGCGUGUGAUGAAAAGAAAGCGAAACCGUUAUUGUUUUUUCUGCCAAAAAUUUAUUUAAUAAAUCUUGAUAAAGUUUAACUGUUUUGAUUUGUUUGUUUUUGUUUUAAUUGUUUCCCGUGAGUUUUCGAAAUUCGUUCCAGCAGAUUCUGUGGCUUCUAGUGCCGGUAUUUUUACGUGAAAAAAAUACUAUUUUGUUGUAAGGUCAUUUACGAAAUCGUUAACGUUAGGACCAACUUCUGCGGGUUGUACAACUCGAUGUAUUACAUAUCUUUCGGAAUACUGCUAAAAGUGUAAUUUUGUAUUGCGCUCUUUACUUUUAUCAUUCUGUGGGAAAAGGCGGUACAAAAUUUUAACACGCCUUAUUCGUUUUUGUUAGUUUCGCGUAAUCUAAUUUUCUCGCACAUUUUGAAAAGAAUAUCCCACGCACAUUAAAUACUCGCGCAGUCUAUUCGCAAAAAAAAAGGAGUUAAUUAUCUUUAAUUAUCUUUAAGCCAAUAAGAAUCCUAAUAGUGCAACAAAUUGUUUUAUUAUCCAAUGAACAUUACUUUAUUUUAAAGUUUAUAAUCGAAAGUUAAAGCUCGUGCAGUGUAGCAUAAUGAAGACGCCUUUUAAAGCGCCAUCAUUUCCCUCUGUACAAUUUAGACUAAAGCUAAUUAUUUAUGAAUUUUAAUUUAAAGGAAUUGUUGAGGCUGAAUAUUUUUGGUGAAAGAUUUAUAGCUAUAAAAUCGUGACAAUGUGUCAUAAAAGAAAAAAUAAGAAUAUGUAGUCUAAAAAUAAACUUUCCUAACUGAUUAUGUAAAAAAAAUUUGCUGCCACCUUUAAAGAUAUUUUCCAAGCUGUUUUUCAGAGAAAAAGAGAAAAUAGAUAAAUUUUCAGCCUUGCCGUUGUUCUUAUUUUGUUUUUAUUGUUCAUCAAUUUUCAGGAUUAUUAUUUUUCUUUUAAAAUUGUUCCUAUAGAGAAAUGAAGUUUAUGUAUGUUAAGUUAGCUAUGAUUUACAGUUACAAUAAUAAUCAAAAAUUGAAUUUUAAAAUUUUAGAAUAUAUAAUGAUUUUGUUCCCCCAGUCCUCUUCAAAGUUCAGCACUUUUUCAGAUUAUUGCUAAUGGCGGAAAUCUUUAAGCCACAGGGCUUCUUGUUUAUAAUUGACUCAAUUCCCUUCUGUCUACAUAUCGUUGGAGGUUACUUGCUUUAUCGAUAUUGCAUCAAUAUCUCCAAAUGUCAAAAGAUUUUCCUGCUUCAUCUCGCUUUCUCGGAGAUUGUCCUGACAGGAACAAACACUGCAUUGCAUUUGCUAUUUUCUGUGAAAUAUUUUCAAAUUACAUUACUUUUGCAUUUCAAUGCAACGCUACCAUAUUACCUCAUAAUGAUUUUUUUAACAGUCGAUCGUUUCUUCCAGAUUUAUUUACAUUUGACAUAUCCGUUAUACUGGUCUUCAAAACAUACAAAGUUCUUAUUAGGGUGUGUGUGGAUGGUUACACUCGCAAUCUUGAUAGUUUCUGUCAGCUGCCAUAUUAUAUUUGACGGUAUCGAUUCGUUAAUAUUACGGAUCUAUUUCUCCUAUGUCUUUCCUAUUCUCGACUUCAUAUUCCUUCUCGUAGCGUUUCCAACGUACAUGUAUAUCAUUCAUUCAAUAAAGAUGUCAAGAAAGAAAACAAAUUCGAUGUUCUUAGUUCAAAUUGCGCGGAACAAGGUAGAUAAUGACAGCAACAAUAAUAGAGGAGGAGAAGUUAUUAAUAAGGUUCGAUUUGCAGACACACGUCCCAAAAAAGCGACUUCAGAUACCAAUGCUCCGCUACUGCUACCAACUCUCUUAAUUACUACAUUUUUGAUUUUCAUAGUAAUUCCAGACAUCAUGCAUUUUCUUUUAUCUAGAGACAUCAUUAGAGACGACGAUACUUUGAUUUUUACGUGUGCAAUUUUAUAUUCAGUAGGUUGGACUACGGAUGCUUUUAUUUAUGUUUUUUUAUCAACUAAACCUGGAAAAAAUGUACUAAACCGUUUCACAAAGCAAUAAGAAAGCGUGGAUUAAUAAUGUGAGAGUAUAUUUAUUAAUUUUUUAUUGAUAAAUUUGGACAUGUCAGCAUUUUAAUUUUAGUUUCUAUAUAUUAAUAACCGUAAUCUCUUUGUCGUUUGUCACACCGAGUAAAGUCGUGCUUAAAGCGCCCAGAGACUUUAAGCAAGAAAUGACAAACGCAAUAUAUUUUUACAAACUUUGUUGCAAACCCACUCGCCUUUAAAACUAUUCACAGGA
Molecule: messenger RNA, 3707 nt
Organism: Hydractinia symbiolongicarpus
Lineage: Eukaryota; Metazoa; Cnidaria; Hydrozoa; Anthoathecata; Hydractiniidae
Exons: 3
Coding region: 2559-3470 (303 amino acids)
Source: RefSeq, a predicted model, not a curated record